AUGACGUCCGGCGCCCUGACGUUCGAUGUGCUCAAGGGCGCCGACGCUUACCAUCACUUCCGGCGUCCUCUCUCUUCCCGCCGUUUGGACCGGAAGAGACGGUGGGCUCCUCGAUUUUCCCGCCACGCCGCCAUCUUGUCCACCAACGAUGCCUCCAUCCACCUACCUCCGGCUUCCUCCUCCUCUCGCCGGGGAAAUCCUGGUGGUGCCGAUCCACUCACCCCGCUGUCGACCUCGCCGUCUGGACACCGGACUGGGUGA
Pelobates cultripes (western spadefoot toad) is the source of this 261-nucleotide messenger RNA. The record is from the annotation of a GenBank genome assembly. Lineage: Eukaryota; Metazoa; Chordata; Amphibia; Anura; Pelobatidae.